Molecule: messenger RNA, 2018 nt
Organism: Suillus subaureus
Lineage: Eukaryota; Fungi; Basidiomycota; Agaricomycetes; Boletales; Suillaceae
Exons: 4
Coding region: 190-1635 (481 amino acids)
Source: RefSeq, a predicted model, not a curated record
UCGGCGACACCCGCUGAUGGGUGUAACCGUGAGAAAACAACGAUGUAUUAAUUAAAUGAGGCACCUUGGGCUCCCCCUACUUAGACCCGCCGAAAAGACUGUCUAAGGACUGUCACCAAAGGAGACUAACUCUAUUAGAGUUUAACUCGAUAACUUCAACCUGCCAUUCAUUUUCGUUAGCCAACGCCAAUGAUUGGCAAAAGUCUGCCUGAAUAUAUCUUUAUACUCAUCAGCAUAGGGCUUCUUCGUCUGGUGGCACCAAUUAGCUUUCUGUACGUUGCAUAUCUCGUCGUUGCUCAACCAGGUACCGGAUGGCAAACUUCAUUGGGACGGUACGCUUUAUUGGAGAUAUUGUUUUAUACAUCGGUCUACCUACCUAGACGGUGGCUGUUACAAAAGGUAUGGAAGCCUGCAGUGCACCCCACCAUUCACACUCGUGAAUAUCGGCAGAUGCUAUUUCAACGAUGUUCGAGCUAUUUGGCAACCUCAGAUUACCUCUCCGGAUGGUUUUUUUCAGCAGAGUUUAAGAGGGAUAACGUUGUGGACUGGCUCCUCUGGGCUUUAUUCUCUGCAACAAGAGACACCUGUCUAGUGGAAUGGGAGGAGGAACUAGAGGAAUAUCUCUCGAUGGUAGAAGUUAUCGUUGAUAGAAAGUUGGCCCCUGGAUAUAACACUGGGGCUCGAUGCAUGCGACCCACCAUCGACAGCGUGUUGAUGUUGCACCGGCCAUUGAUCUGGUAUUUAGUCGUGGGUUUGGUGGAUCUUUUUUCAUCGUUCAGACUUUGGUGCCAGGGAUUCCACCACUAUGACGACGGCGACUGCGUGGCAUCAUUUCCAAUGCGCCCAUGUUGUGUCAUCUCGCGAAGAUCGCCAGUAGUCAAGUUGCCAUACUGGUAUCGCCCUCACAGAUCAAGUACGAAACUGCCCGUCCUUUUUAUACACGGCAUUGGAAUUGGCUUAUACCCAUACAUGGCUUUCUUCGAGGAGCUCAUCGCUCUGCAUCCGGAUAUUGGAAUUUUGGCAAUUGAAUUCCUUUCCAUCAGCAUGCACAUCACCUCCUCUCCACUCUCGAGCUCAGCCACCUGCACUGCUAUAUCCCAGAUUCUGGAUGAUCUCGGACUCGAUCGCGUUGUCGUCCUGUCACACUCUUAUGGGACGGUCGUAACUACGCAGAUGCUUCAUUCUCAUUUGUCUCCUCGCAUUUCAGCGAUACUUUUCGUUGACCCGAUACCAUUUCUUCUCCAUCUUCCCGAUGUCGCCUUUAAUUUCGUCUACCGACAAGCUCGUUCUGCUAACGAGUUACAGCUCUGGUAUUUCGCGUCCAGGGACCCGGAUAUCUCGCGGACCUUGUCGCGGCACUUCUUUUGGUCUGAAAAUGUACUGUGGAAAGAAGAACUAGUGGGAAGACCCAUCGCUGUAUGGCUGAGCGGAAAAGAUCAAAUCGUGAACUCAGAGCAAGUCAGAAAAUACUUGACAGAGGAACCAGCCGCUUCACAAUACUGGGCUACGGACACGCUAGAAGUGCUCUUCGAUCCUGACUUGGAUCAUGCUACUGUCUUCGAUACGAAGGGCCGACGUAAGCGUCUAUUAGACGUUCUGGAUCGUUUCGUUGGCUGUCUAGAUUACAGAAAUUGACUCACUUCUUGCAACAUCACGAUCAGAAAGCAACCCGUCUGUUAGAUCUCGAUCUCAAACUCCGCAUCUUCACAUGUUAAUAUUGCACAAAGGCAGUUAUAUAUUAGAAAAGCAGACUUUAAGAAAACGUGUUGAGAGGAUAGGGACUGACUCAUGAGUCAUGUGGUGUCACUAUAGACGUAUGAGUCAGGGACUAUACAAGUACGUGAUCGUGAUGUACUAGCAGUCUGCAUUUUACCUCAGGCGCUCCGAUCUGCAGCAUCCUCCAUUAAUAUUGAUAACGAUAUCUUGUCCAUACAGACCUGAAUUUGAUUCUGGUACGAUGAGGGUAGGAUCAAAUAUUUAAUAGGGAUUCCCAGUUGUCUAUCCCUUGCAGUUCAUAC